AUGCCAAUCGCACUAGCUGACGUGGAAAUGGAUAACACUCCCACCGGCAUUCGUCCAAACACCGUCUACAUCCCCUACUCCCCCGAAUACGCAGCCUCCAUGAGCUCCCACAACAAUACCCGCCGAACCGCUGCCAACGACUCCAACUGCUACUCACGCUGGAGCGCCUCUGGGAACCGGGCUCUGGGCCGUGUCGUCACAGGCAACGAUGGCGACGACAGCUUCAGCGACUCAGAACCUGACAGCGACGGCAAUGGCGACAUGGAACUCGAGGAAGAGCCUGACUUUCAGUAUACGAUUUUCGUUGGACUGCCGCUGGGAACUCCCCGCGAGCAUAUCUGGAUGGUCCUCAACAGGGCUCGUAAUACUGUUCUGGAUAAACUCACCAACUGCCAGUUUGACUCUACGGCGCUCAAUGUCCAGAACGGCUCGUGGGUGCUUAGGUGUGACGCUAAGUUUAAGGCCGAUACCAUUACCAUGACUGGUGAAGGUGAUGAGAUGGAAUAUGUACUGACUUCUCUCGAGCAGUGGCUUUAUACGCUCUUGGAUAUGCAGGUUCAGGGUGCGGAUAUUAAUAUCCCAUGGAUGGCUGGACCCUGGUCCAUGAACUGGCUGCUGUUCAUGCUGUGA
Messenger RNA from Aspergillus ruber CBS 135680, 630 nucleotides. RefSeq lists its product as uncharacterized. The transcript has a single exon. The record is from RefSeq and is a predicted model, not a curated record. Bases 1 to 630 code for a protein of 209 amino acids. Lineage: Eukaryota; Fungi; Ascomycota; Eurotiomycetes; Eurotiales; Aspergillaceae.